AUGGCUGAGGAAUCUGCGAAUGAAAAGCCUCCUGCUGAAGAAUCCUUCCUCUCGCAGCCGAACUCCAAUGCCCAGGGCCAACUCACCGCGGCUGUCGACGAACUCCUAGACCAACUUCAAAGCAAGUUCGACAAUGUCUCGAAGGAGGUAUUCGGGAAGUUGGACGACAUGACUCGUCGUUUGGACGAACUGGAGGCUUCUCUGACUUCAUCGGGAGGCGGCUCGACUGCGACAUCAACGCAAUAA
Molecule: messenger RNA, 246 nt
Organism: Penicillium maclennaniae
Lineage: Eukaryota; Fungi; Ascomycota; Eurotiomycetes; Eurotiales; Aspergillaceae
Product: heat shock factor-binding 1 family protein
Exons: 3
Coding region: 1-246 (81 amino acids)
Biological process (GO): cellular heat acclimation
Cellular component (GO): nucleus; cytosol
Molecular function (GO): transcription corepressor activity
Source: RefSeq, a predicted model, not a curated record